This is a messenger RNA of Monomorium pharaonis (pharaoh ant), 1982 nucleotides long. RefSeq lists its product as uncharacterized. The transcript is spliced from 2 exons. Bases 527 to 1918 code for a protein of 463 amino acids. NCBI's taxonomy places the organism in Eukaryota, Metazoa, Arthropoda, Insecta, Hymenoptera, Formicidae. The record is from RefSeq and is a predicted model, not a curated record.
AAUAAAAAAUCUCGCACGACAGCUCGGACAAAACUAAUCUCAGAACAGUUCAAGACAGUUGACCCAAAGGCAACAUUAGCUGAGAUAGAUAAACAUUACACCUUUCUCACGCACAAUUAAAGAAGAGCAAGCACGUCGACAAGAUAAAAUAAUGCUGAUUAAUAAGAUGCAAGGUAGUAAUAAUAAACCACCUUGCAGGGGACUUCUCAUAUGUAUCUACCUGGCAACAGCAGCUCAAGGAAGCGACACGCUGUAUCAAGUGAAAAAAUUCACCCAUCAUCCGGGGAUCUACUAUGAGAAAAUAGGUAGUUCGACCAAUAGAAUCGCAAUGGAAACUAAUAAUUAAGAUAAACACCGCGUCUUUAUCAAAAAGACUGACGCAAAUUGAAAAAUAUGUACAAAAAACUGACAACUUAUGUAGAAUCGACUGAUCCUGCGAAUAACUGACACAUAUAAGACGCCGACAGUACAAAAACGAGGACUGAUCGACGGAGUAGGCUCAAUAGCCAAAUCGCUAUUCGGUACAAUGGACGCCGACGACAAAAAGACAAUUGACGAACAACUCGCAAUACUACAUGACGCACAACAGUCAUCACAGCACGCAGUAAAAAACCAAUUAAAAAUAAUACAGGCAACUAUAGCACACAUCGACGAGACAGAAAAAACAGUACAACAUAACGAGUACCUCCUCGCGAACGCGACCAAAAAUCUCAAGCUAGAACUACUAGAAAGCGAACGCGCAAACAACAUACAAUCGAAUUUUAUAAUUAUUAGCACCGUACUGUCAGAAUUAACUCGCGAUGCGGAAGACGUCUUAGAUUACGUCACCCUAUUAAAAAGGGGUAUGAUGCACCCCAGACUAACGCCUAUAGACCAUAUUAUACAACUGCUUAAAGACGCGAACUCUCAACUCCCGGAAGGACUCUACUUUCCAUUUAGAGCGAACCAGGAAGAAUGGUCAACUAUUGAACAAUUCGUACUUGUAAGCGCAUACUGCGACAUCGUAAAUAUAUACACGAUUUUGCGUUUUCCAUUGAUAUCGACGUCAAAAUACGAAAUAUUAAAUGUGAUAGCACUACCUGUGCCAGAACAUAAUAACACAGUCUCUGUAAUAGACAUCAGGUAUCCGACCAUAACGAUAGACGGGGAUCAGCACACGUAUAUAAUCUUACCGCGCAACGAUUUACAAAAUUGUAUGAAGAUAAAUAAAGAUUACCUAUGCGAGCGAAAUUAUCCUGCGAACAGGAUUAAUCCACACUCCGUGUGUGAAGUCAAAACGUUUUUAGAAACCGAUAGGUAUCACGAAAAUUGUAACAUUAAAAACAUAGUGUCUAACCAUAGUUUUUGGAUAGCCUUAGGCGACUCGCACUCAUGGCUAUAUUCCGUACAGGAAAAACAAACUGUAACAUUUUACUGUAAAGACCACGGACAGAUAAAGGAAGUGAUUGAAAAAACGGGUAAAAUAACAUUGAAGAACAAUUGCAAAUUAAUGACGGAAGACACGAUAAUAAAGUCUCCUAAGUUAUCACACAGUACAGAAAUAGAAACAUUUUUACCACAGUACAAUAUUUCUAUACUAAAGAACGAAACAAAGCUAAACAUAAAUGCAGUGCAACCGAUAAAAUUACAAAACAUUGUCCUACAUUCCUCAAAGUUAGAGGAAUUAAACAAACAAAUUAUCGAAAUGGACAAAAAAUUGAAUGAACAAUCGAAUACAAUUUUUCAAUCACCACACUUUAUCUAUCCAACGGCUACCAGCGGAACAGUGAUUGUAAUAAUACUAACAAUAAUAAUAACUGUUGUUGUAAUAAAAAAGAAAAAGAGAAACAGCCAUGAGAAGCGAGUCACACUAGACAUAGAUGCGGAAUAUACAAUUCCCAGAUCUAUUUUAAAGCGUAGCAACAGCACGCGUUUUUAAUUAAAUAUACAAAAACCUCGUACCUCCGUUUUUGUUUUUUCAACGGGGGAGGGAUGUUGUGAGC